Molecule: messenger RNA, 2169 nt
Organism: Anopheles stephensi (Asian malaria mosquito)
Lineage: Eukaryota; Metazoa; Arthropoda; Insecta; Diptera; Culicidae
Product: trypsin-1-like
Exons: 2
Coding region: 288-1208 (306 amino acids)
Biological process (GO): proteolysis
Molecular function (GO): serine-type endopeptidase activity
Source: RefSeq, a predicted model, not a curated record
AUACAUAUUUCAAUAAUUAUUUUAAAAUUUAUUUUCUUUAAACUUUUCAAAGUCGUUAUUUCGGUUACACCUUCUCCGAAGUGUUGUUUUAAUAGAUUGGUCGGACUCUUUGCAACUUGCACUUCAAUUACUCAACUUCAUAGCUCCUCCGAGGUUUGAAUGUCGAGUUUUCCGCAAUAUCAAAUUUUUCCCACUGCAUCGUCGAACCUAACCACACUAUCCACUGGCGUCUCGUGAACGCAUUCUUCGCUUAUUGCGGGCGCAACUGCACACCGCCAGUGCUAGUGAUGCAUACGAAUCGUCGCAACGGAAAUCGCACCCUCAAGCAAACCAAUAAAAUGCACGCGCUUAGCCAUUGUACGUCGCUCCACUACUGGAGGCUCGCGCUAGUGUCCUUCUGCUGGCUGGUCAACACUCAGACCAGUGUCGGAUGUCCAGCUUGUGUUUGCGGUAAGGAUUCCGAUCCCACCUACCGAAACACGUUGCGUGUGAUCGGUGGCAACGCUUCCGACAUCGACCAGUUCCCCUGGAUGGCAGCCCUCUACUACCGGGAACGAUUUACCUGCGGUGGAAGUUUGAUUAACGAUCGCUACAUCCUAACAGCGGCCCACUGUGUUGCCCGGCUAAAUGCGGCCGAUUUCGAAGUGUACCUUCGACGUCCCAACAUCGCCGUCCUGAACGUGGACGCCAUCCAUCGGCGAGUGACACGGAUCAUAAUGAAUCGCUACCAGGAGCUUAGAAAUAACAACGAUGUAGCACUGUUACUGUUGAAGGAGCCAAUCCUGGCAGAGGACGGACUCGUCCCGAUCUGUCUCCCGGUCGAUGGGGCAAACAUCGAUGGGAAGGAAGCGAUCGUUACCGGUUGGGGUACGACGGACAGUGGCGAACUGUCCGAAGAGCUGCAGCAGCUAACCGUACCCAUCCUGACCAAUCAACAGUGCCGGAAGUCGGGUUACUUUCGCUUCCAGAUUACGGCCAAAAUGUUGUGCGCCGGGUAUCUGGAGGGUGGGCGUGAUUCGUGCCAGGGUGACAGUGGAGGCCCACUGCAACUGGCCACGGGUGACAGUGGCCAGCAACAGAUUGUGGGCGUUGUGUCCUGGGGCAACGAAUGCGCCCAGCGGAAUUAUCCUGGAGUGUACGCAAGAGUGACCCGGUUCGUGAGCUGGAUUCGUAGCCACAGCCGUGGUGCUUGCUGGUGCACGGGGUAGAAGGACUCCUACGGAUACGGUUUGUGCAGGUGACAGUGAGCAGUUCAUUUUCCCGGAGAGCUGCUGGAUUGAAUGGAGCGGCAAGUGUUCGAAUGUGAGGUGAAGGCGUAGGGAUGUCUGGGGAGCAGAAAAAUGGAUUACAUGAUGAAUUUUUAAGGGGUGCAAACGGCUGUAGCUUCUCGAAUCUGCCGGAGACAGAUUAUCUAAUAAAAGAGCGUAUUCUUCAGGAAAAUUUUAUCCAAGCGUAUCAUUCACCCAAUCCUCGAGAAAGACAGUUCAAUGGAAAAUUCUUCUUUUUUUUGGAAACAAAUUCUCUUCUUAAGAAUUCCUUAAGCACCCAAGUCCCAAGAAGCAGACCGAUAGCCGAAACGAUCCAGACAUGAUUGGACAGUAAGGAUGUCGGAAAGCCGUCAAUCACAGAGUUUAAGAAGAAUGAACAUUUUAAAUGGAUCCUUUGCCCGAUUGGUUUCAUUUGAUUGAUUGGAAUUGUUGUUGCGUAGGACGCGCUUUGUUAGAAAUACCUGGUAGCGUAAGUUUUAUUGGCAUGCAAUUACUCGGAAGAUCGGCACGCAAAGCAACUGUCUGGCUGGUAUGGUUUUGUCUAAAACAAUCGGACAACUUUCGCUCUGUUGGCUUCACAAGCUUAAGAGGUAGCGUUUUGAAGCUGAAGAUGACUAUCACCAUCAAUCAGCAUGAAUCAUAAAUCUAAGAUGAAUUAUUCAAAAGGAUUGUGAAUGAAUCACACGCUCGGUUGUCUUGGGAGGUUUUGAAAGAAGUAUCGUUAAUGUCUGGAAGCGAAGAAUUCCAAAUGAAGAAGCGCCUUUUCAAAUAAAGGACCCACGGAAGGAUAAACUUUCGUAGCUUUAAAUGCGUUCAACUUUAAAGUUUUAUCAGUAUUUCCUUGGAAAUUGAGUGUCCAUUGCUAUAUAUGCCUUGGAACUUACUAGAUUUUAUAAACCAA